Rattus rattus (black rat) is the source of this 2168-nucleotide messenger RNA. RefSeq names its product granulocyte-macrophage colony-stimulating factor receptor subunit alpha-like. Gene Ontology annotation, molecular function: protein binding; cytokine receptor activity. The record is from RefSeq and is a predicted model, not a curated record. Gene Ontology annotation, cellular component: membrane. Lineage: Eukaryota; Metazoa; Chordata; Mammalia; Rodentia; Muridae. The transcript has 12 exons. The coding region runs from base 768 to 1952 and encodes 394 amino acids.
GCGUUUGGGGCGGAGCCUAAGAUGUGGGCGUGACCUGGGUUGAUUGACAGCUGUGCCUUAGGCAGGACUUGAGGUGAUUGACUUGGGCCGCGGUCCGGGCUAGGAUGAUGUCAGAGGCCCGGGGCGGGGACAGGGGGUGGAGCCUGAGUGGUAGGUGGAGCUUAGCAUGAGUGACAGAAAGCCUCCCUGGACCUGAGCCUUGUGGGCGGGGCAUCAGUAAUGCGCAAGGUCGAGGCCAUGCUGUGGGUUUGGCUAGGGUUUGGGCCUGAAGGUGGGUGUGGUCAGCUGGGGCCAGACAGGAAGUGGGCGGCGCAUGAGCGGCUGAUGCGUGCUGUGGGCGGAGCCUUCGUGAGAUUGACAGGUGUGACGUGGGCAGGGCCAAGGCUGACUGACACGGACCUCAGAGCCCAUAUGAGUGUGAGGGACUGUGAGGCCCCACUAUGCGCAGAUGACGUCACAACGGGCGGGGCUACACUGCCUGCACUCACUUGGGUUCCGAUGAUGUCAGCAUCAGUCAGCACAGGCCCCGCCCACCUCGUACCUGUCACUGGGCAGCAAGGUCUGUGUGUGGCCCCACUGUGUGCAGGAUGGUAAGGAGCGAAGCGGCCCCACAGCCUGGACGUCGGUAACGACACUCCGCCCCUGUGGCCCCACUGCACGCCCCGCCCUGCCUCAGGGGUUUCCCAACCCAAAGAUGAGGAAGUGGGAGCAAGGGACACAGGACGCUGCCCAGGCCAUCUCAGGCAUCCCCCUGCCUCAGCUGGGCCAUGAGCAUCAUUCCCCUGCCUCAGCUCCUCGCCCUGCUCUGCUGCUGCGGACUCGCUGCUGCUACUCAGGGCCCCACAGACCCGUCCACGCCCCCUAACCUAGGCCCCGCUCACUUCCACAACCUGACCUUCGACCCCGGGACCUGGACACUGAGCUGGGCCUGUGGCGGCCAUGAUGGGGCAGUGAUGUCGUGCACGGUGAUUGACCAGGAGGCAGGGAUCCGGCGCAGAGUGCGGUCCCGGGGCUGCGGCUGCCGGUUUCAGCCAAUGGAGCUACACCGCGGGGUCGACCUGGAGGUUGCAGGGGACAAAGGCCAUGACCACGUCCAUCAGACUCUGCGCUUCGAGAAUGAAGGUGCCCCAGGCUCCGGGGCAGAGAACCUGACCUGUGAGAUCCUUGCUGCCCACUUCCUGUGCUGUUAUUGGGCGGUGGGGCCGGCUGCACCCGAUGACAUCAGAUACUCACUGCGCGUGCUCAACGCCACUGGUCAUGAGGUCGCCAGCUGCUCCGCUGCCCCCGGAACCCCACCCACGCGUUGCCAGGCUGAUGAUCUCACACAUCUGCCCCGCCUCGCAUACAUCGUCGUCACUGGGCAGAGCCGGACAGGGCUGGUGCGGUUCCUGGAUGCCGUGGUCAACACCAAGGGCAUUGAGCGCCUGAGUCCCCCAGAUAACGUCUCUGCCUCCUGUAACUUCUCCCACUGCACCAUCACCUGGGCUCCGCCCCCUACCUGGGCGCCUAUGACGGAACAGGAUUUCCGCUUUGAGAUCGAGUGGAAGCCCUGCCCACCCCUUUCUUCCUCCACUCAGAAGGCGGAGCCCAGCAGCAUUGCCCAGAAGGUGGUUAUCGCAGGGCGCGAGGACAACGCCUUCGCCUUCCCCAGCCCCGCCCCCCGUGGCCGCCUCUGGGUCAGAGUUCGUGCAGGGGACACACGCAGUGAUCGGUGGAGCGACUGGAGCCCCGCCCUGGAGCUCGGCUCGGAUGCCACAACCCCGCCGCGGGCCCUGGUGUUGGCGGCGUCGAGCUGUGCAGCCCUGCUGUGUGCGCUGGCGCUGGGGGCAGCCUGCAGGAGACUCGCGCUCUCACGCCGCCUCCUCCCCCCCAUCCCCGGGAUCCGGGACCGCGUAUCUGAUGACGAGCGUGUCAACUCGGAGACGCUGAGGAAGGACCUGCUGCGGCCCUAGACCACGCCCACCGCUCCCCGUGACGUCGUUGGCUCAGUUAUGUCAUAGACAGGAAAUCUCGCCAUCCCACAAUGAUUGACAGCUCUCACAGGGAGUCCCGCCUCCGCUGGAACCAAUUGACAUCACGGACAGGAAUACCCGCCCCUGUGGCCCUGAUGGGCAGGUCCUGCCUGGCUCCCAUCCUCCAACUCUGACAUAAAUGCUGUCUCUACUGUG